CGCAGUGGGUGGAGGGGGGAGUCGCUCUGCGGGGCCCGGAUGUGGACGUGGCACCUCGCCGGAGCAGUUCCGCUGGAUGUCCGCUUCUGAUACCGAGAAGGGAUUAGCGAGAACAUCUCGGGACGACAUCGUCUCCAGUUUGUCCCCCACCGGGUACCACCGUUUGCCCCGAGCAGAGAAUAGCCGUUCACAAGACAUCGCAGAUUUAGGGAUGAUCUGAGGAUGAAUGUAAACCAGCACACUCCAAUGCCCUCUCCGUACGGCCAGCCCCAGCCUGGCUACGGCCAACCCGGCUACGCGCCCCUGGACGGGGGAUACCCAGCGCCCUGCGCCCCCUACAACGGCCCCGCCUCGGCCUACCAGCCCGGGGCUCCUCCGCAAGGUUAUUCUCCUUUCACAAGCGUUCCCUCUAAGGCUGUGGCUGCCAGCCCAGUCUCUGACCUCUCCUCUCCUCUCGACCUAGGUCGCACCCGGGGUCCUCCUGCCUCCGGAGCCCCUUCAGUCUCCGCACCCCAAGUAUACAAUCAGUACAGCCACAGUCAAGGGGACAUGCAGAAUGGACCCCUGCCUAUGACACAGGCCCCACCCAGGCCUGCUGCGUCUCAGCUGUACAACCAGGGAGCUGUGAACUUGUCGGGGCCACAAGCCUCCUAUCCCCAGCACUAUGGGGCCCAACCCUCAAUGCAGCAUGUCACUAACCAGAUGACCGGCAUGCAGAUCACCCCUGGACCGCCAACACCUGCGGGACCAGGAUAUGCACCACCGCACAGCUCCCAGCCUCCCAUGAACACCACCUACUCGGGGGCACCUCCACACGCUUACACUGAAGCCCCUCCCCCGGCGUCCUCGGCCCCAACCCAGCCACCGCCCCCGAGGGGCCCUGCAGCUCCUCAGCAAUACUACAGAGGCCCGCCGGCUCCUUCACAACAGCCGUUCAACUCUUCUCUCCCCCCUACCUCCCAACAGCAGUACUCCUCUCCUGCGCCGCCACCCCCUUCCUCCCAGCCAACCUUUCCUCCCUCCUCCUACUCGGGUCCUGCGCCGUCGCUGGGCCAAGCUCCUGCUCCCCUGGUGUCCCAGUCACAGCAGUCUUUCGCUCCAUCCCAGCCCCCCUUCUCCUCAGCACCUCCACCUGCCAGCCAUCCAGCUUUUGUCUCCGGCCCGCCUCCCGCCGCCCAGGGCUCCUUCCCACCUCGAGAAACUCCUCCCGCCUCUCAGCCGGGCUCUUUUCCGUCUCAUCAGCCAAUCUCGAUGCCCUCCGGGCCGUACCCGGGCCGCAUGCCACCCCAACAGCAGCACCCUCCAUCCCAGCCAUCUCCCUACCACUCGGGUCCCCCGCCUCCAAGAGCUCAGAUGCCUCCCACUUCCGUGGACCAGAGCAACCACCUGCCGCCUGGGCCUCCUGGGCCCAUGCAGCAGCCUGCACCUCAGUCAGGCAUGCAGGGAGGAUACCCCGCUCAGCAGAAUGGUGCGUUCGGGCAGGUGAGAGGCCCUCAGCCCGGCUACGCAGGUCCAUAUCCCAGUCAACAGAACUUCGGGGCCCCUGCACCAGCGCCUCCUCCUGCUCCCCCUGCGCAGAAAAGACUCGACCCGGAUUCCAUUCCGAGCCCGCAAGCGUCUGACAUGCCGGCUGUGCAGAAAUCAAGACAUAGAAUAGAUCCAGACGCUAUCCCCAGCCCAAUCCAGGUAAUAGAGGAUGACAAGGCCAAGAGCACCGAGCCGUUCAGCACAGGAGUCCGAGGUCAGGCCCCACCGCUCGUUACCACCAGCUUCCAGGUCAAAGACCAAGGGAAUGCCAGUCCCAGGUUCGUGCGCUGCACGGCUUACAACAUGCCUUGCACGGCCGACAUGGCCAAGCAGUCUCAGGUGCCCCUGGCCGCCGUCAUCAAGCCCCUCGCCACCCUGCCGCCAGACGAGACGCCUCCAUACCUGGUGGACCAUGGAGAGGGCGGUCCGAUCCGCUGCAACCGCUGCAAGGCCUACAUGUGUCCAUACAUGCAGUUCAUUGAGGGUGGUCGACGCUUCCAGUGUGGCUUUUGCAGCUGCGUCACAGAGGUGCCUCCACAUUAUUUCCAGCAUCUGGACCACACUGGUAAGCGGGUGGACUGCUAUGACAGGCCCGAGCUCUCGCUGGGCAGCUACGAGUUCCUGGCUACUGUCGACUACUGUAAGAACAACAAGAUUCCUCAGCCUCCAGCCUUCAUCUUCCUUAUUGAUGUGUCCUACAACGCUGUGAAGAGUGGCAUGGUCAACAUUGUCUGCCAGGAACUCAAGAGCCUCCUAGACUACUUGCCCAGGGAGAACCCAGAGAUGGACUCUGUGGUGCGGGUGGGCUUCGUCACCUACAACAAGGUUUUGCACUUCUAUAACGUCAAGGCGAGCCUGGCCCAGCCCCAGAUGCUGGUGGUGUCCGAUGUGUCAGACAUGUUCGUACCUCUGCUCGACGGCUUCCUGGUCAACGUAAAUGAGAGCCGGCUAGUUAUCGAGAGUUUACUGGAUCAGAUCCCAGAGAUGUUUGCAGAAACCAGGGAGACGGAGACUGUGUUUGCACCGGUCAUCCAGGCAGGACUGGAGGCACUCAAGGCCGCAGACUGCUCAGGGAAGCUGUUUGUGUUUCACACAUCUCUGCCCAUUGCGGAGGCUCCUGGAAAACUAAAGAACCGAGAAGACAAGAAGCUGAUUGGGACUGAUAAGGAGAAGUCUCUGUUUCAGCCCCAGGUGGCUUUCUACAACACCCUGGCUAAGGAGUGUGUAGCACAGGGCUGCUGUGUGGAUCUCUUCCUCUUCCCCAACCAGUAUGUGGAUGUUACCACGUUAGGGGUGGUCCCUGUCUCCACUGGAGGGUCCGUCUACAAAUAUACCUACUUCCAGGCUCAGUCUGACAGGGAGCGGUUCCUCAACGACCUCAGACGGGACGUUCAGAAACUUGUGGGCUUUGAUGCCGUCAUGAGGGUGCGAACCAGCACAGGUAUCCGGGCGACAGACUUCUAUGGCUCCUUCUUCAUGAGUAACACCACAGACGUGGAGCUGGCGGGCCUGGACUGUGACAAGGCCGUCACCGUCGAGUUCAAACACGACGACAAGCUCAGCGAGGAGACUGGGGCCCUCAUGCAGUGCGCCGUGCUGUACACCAGCUGCAGCGGCCAGAGGCGCCUCCGCGUGCACAAUAUGGCAGUCAACUGCUGCGCCCAGCUGGCCGACCUCUACCGCAAUUGCGAGACCGAUACAAUCAUCAACUUCUUGUCCAAAUACGCUUUCCGUGGCCUCCUGAACAGCCCCACCAAGGCAGUGAGGGACACUCUGGUCAACCAGUGCGCUCAGAUUCUGGCCUGCUACCGAAAGAACUGUGCAAGCCCCUCAUCAGCUGGUCAGCUGAUCCUCCCAGAGUGCAUGAAGCUGCUACCGGUGUAUUUGAACUGCGUGCUGAAGAGUGAUGUCCUGAUGCCGGGGGCCGACACCUCGCUGGACGACCGGUCUUACCUGAGGCAGUUGAUCAGCUGCAUGGACGUGUCCGAGAGCCACGUGUUCUUCUACCCGCGCCUGCUGCCGCUGACCAAGAUAGAGAGCGGCUCGCUGCCUGUGGCGGUGAGGGACUCUGAGGAGAGGCUGUCUAAAGGCGGGGUAUACAUCCUGGAGACGGGGCUCCACCUCUUUCUGUGGGUGGGAGCCAACGCUCAGCAGGAGUUGCUGCUCAACAUCUUCGGCACACCGAGCUUCAGCCAGAUCGACCCGAGCUUGACAAGUCUGCCAGUGCUGGAUAACCCGUUCUCUCAGAGACUCAGAGAAAUCAUUGAGAUGUUCAGAGCGCAGAGAUCACGAUACAUGAAGCUGAUGGUGGUGAAACAGGAAGACAAAUCCGAGAUGAUAUUCAGGCACUUCCUGGUUGAGGACAAGAGCGCCAGCGGGGGAGCGUCAUACGUGGACUUCUUGUGUCACAUGCACAAGGAGAUCCGCCAGCUUCUCAGCUAGGCCUAUAGAACCCACCUUCACCUGUAUGAUCCUCUCACUCAGUUGACCCUUCCUAGUGAAAGAAAGCGCUUUAUCUUUUUUCUUUUUUACCUAAUAAACGAAAGCUGUCUGUCUGAUCAACCAGUUGGCACAUUGUGUUUGUGUGUGUGUGUGUGUCAGUGAGAGUGAUAUAGAGUCUGAUGUUAUUAGAGCUUUACUCUGCCUCGAAUCAACCGGUCCAUCACAGCACGAAGAAAAGUAACGGGCGAGGAAGGGUAAUGUACAUACCGCAGUGAGCAAUUGUGAAUGCAGCAGACUGCUGUCUGUAUUACAAGCACUGAAAGUCUGUUUUUGAGUGCAUUACCCUCCGAUAGCAAACCAUUUUAAUGAUUGAAUCCCAAUAGAAUGAAAGGAGAUUGACUUAGCAAGACAUAAAUAGGAUUAAAUAUGUUUGUUGUCAUGCCUCUUCUCCCCUUUAAUCAUGGCCUUAGUCCCCCCCCCCUUCCCCAUGCUGCGCCAAUCAUCCAUGAUGUGUGUUAUUGGUUAACUCAAGCAGAUUUGACUCAAAUCUUGUUUUGAGUUUCGGUUAACAAAGCAGACAUCUGGCUCAGGGGGUCGCAGAUGAAGUUGCUGUCGUGAGAUGAAGCUUUCAUUGGUUUAAAGUGUAUGCAGCUGGAAUGAAAGAGGCUUGACACAACACAAAAAGAAAUGACCCGUGUGAACUUCUUCCAUGGUUCGUUGUGGAUGGUUCUGCAUGUUAUGUGCAGUGCUGCAGACUUUGUAUGAAUAAGAAAAUGUAUUAAAGAUGUCUGAUAAAUGGACAUAAGUUAAGGUUUGCAAAUUUUAUUUACUAUUCAGUGUGUAAAUAAAAUAUAUAAUCUGUACAGAAUUUAGAAAAUAACCAUUUUAAAGACCUGCUUGAACAGCUGUGGUUCGUUGAUGGUUCCUCGGGCACAAGUAGCCAAAAUAUAAAAUCUGGGCUUUUACCGAAUAGAAGACACCUUGAACGGCUUUUGAAAUAUGUGUGCGUGUGGAGGUCCUGGUGAAUUUCUGCUGAGGAACAGAGGGAUCAGCCAACACACGCAUACCUACAUACACUACCCGUGAGAUUCAUUUCUCUCUUCAUCACUUGCCCUUAUUUUUCUUUAACAAUGUGACUUGUUUUUCGGGUGGGUGUGUUUAGCCCUCUGUUCCGUCUUUAUGUUCACUGACUUUAAUUGGUCUAUCGUCUCCUGUGUAAUCGCAGUUUUUUUUCAUUGCCUGUUGGGACUGCUAAUAAAAAUGAUUGUUUAAAGUGAAACUCCA
Molecule: messenger RNA, 5253 nt
Organism: Pungitius pungitius (ninespine stickleback)
Lineage: Eukaryota; Metazoa; Chordata; Actinopteri; Perciformes; Gasterosteidae
Gene: sec24c
Product: SEC24 homolog C, COPII coat complex component
Exons: 25
Coding region: 223-3969 (1248 amino acids)
Biological process (GO): endoplasmic reticulum to Golgi vesicle-mediated transport; intracellular protein transport; COPII-coated vesicle cargo loading
Cellular component (GO): endoplasmic reticulum exit site; COPII vesicle coat
Molecular function (GO): zinc ion binding; SNARE binding
Source: RefSeq, a predicted model, not a curated record